Molecule: messenger RNA, 1164 nt
Organism: Ostreococcus lucimarinus CCE9901
Lineage: Eukaryota; Viridiplantae; Chlorophyta; Mamiellophyceae; Mamiellales; Bathycoccaceae
Exons: 1
Coding region: 1-1164 (387 amino acids)
Cellular component (GO): cytoplasm
Molecular function (GO): cysteine synthase activity
Source: RefSeq, a predicted model, not a curated record
AUGACGAUGCGAGCGCAUCACGCGCGCGCGACGGUGACGACGACGAAGAGAGGGCGAUGCGAGCGACGCGAUAGGGCGCGAACGACGCCGCGGGCGCGGAUUUAUGAAAAUAUUCUCGAGACGGUCGGGGACACGCCGGUGAUCAAGGUCAACCGACUGGCGCCGGCGGGGAUCGAUAUGUACGUCAAGUGCGAGUAUUUUAAUCCGUUGAGCAGCGUGAAGGAUCGAUUGGCGGUGGCGGUGAUCACGGAUGCCGAACGACGGGGGUUGUUGAAGCCGGGGGAUACGGUGGUGGAGGCGACUUCGGGCAACACCGGGAUCGCGGUGGCAAUGGCGUGCGCUCAACGCGGCUACAGAUGCGUCAUCUGCAUGGCCGAGCCGUUUUCUGUGGAACGUCGGAAGAUCAUGCGCAUGCUCGGCGCGAAAGUCAUCGUGACGCCGAAGGGGGGUAAAGGUACGGGGAUGGUGGCCAAGGCGGAGGAAUUGGCGGAAAAGAAUGGUUGGUUUUUGUGCCGACAAUUCGAGAACGAAGCCAAUCCCGCGUACCACGCCUCGACUACGGGGCCGGAAAUCUUGCGAGACUUCGCGGGUAAGAAGCUCGACUAUUUCGUCACCGGUUACGGCACCGGCGGUACGUUCCAGGGCGUCGCGCGAACGCUCAAGGAAUCUCGUCCGGACACCAAGGUGAUUUUGCUCGAACCCGAAGCCGCGGCGUUGGUGACUUCCGGCAUCAAGACCGAGCGUAAGCCCACGGGCGCCCCGAAUGGGUCUCAUCCGGCGUUCGCGGCGCACCCUGUGCAAGGUUGGACGCCCGAUUUCAUCCCUUUGGUUCUCGAAAAUGGUUUGAACAUGAACCUCUACGACGAACUCGUGAAGAUCGAAGGCGGCGACGCCGUCAAGACGGCGCAAGCGUUGGCGAGAAGCGAAGGUAUCUUCACCGGUAUUUCUGGUGGCGCCACGUUCGCCGGUGCGCUCAAGGUUGCCGAAAAGGCGCCGAAGGGCUCGGUGAUCUUGGCGAUGUUGCCGGAUACGUCUGAGCGUUACAUGAGCACGCCACUUUACGACUCGAUCGAGGCGGACAUGAACGAGGAAGAGCUCGAGAUCGCGAAGUCGACGCCGUCUUUCCAACUUAUCCCGGGCCAAGAACCGACGCUGCAAAUGUAA